Candida dubliniensis CD36 is the source of this 1527-nucleotide messenger RNA. RefSeq lists its product as uncharacterized. The transcript has a single exon. NCBI's taxonomy places the organism in Eukaryota, Fungi, Ascomycota, Pichiomycetes, Serinales, Debaryomycetaceae. The record is from RefSeq and is a predicted model, not a curated record. Bases 1 to 1527 code for a protein of 508 amino acids.
AUGUCACAAGAAUCAUCUCCUCCGCCUCCAUUGCCUGCUAGGAAAUCAGUAGAUUCUGCUGCAGAGAAAAUUUCCAUUGAAACUGAAGCGAGCAAGAAACUUCCGGAUCUUCCACCGGCAGCAAAUGCCAAUCAACGAAUUAGUUUUGAUUUGAAUGAUUCAGUCUCGCAGAUAUCUGCAGUUAGACAAUGGGAACUUUACACUUCUCUUCAAUUGAAUGAGACCUCAGAUCUUUUUGUGAAUAAUUCAAUUGGACAAAAUACAAUCCGAUCGAAAUUGAAUGAAUUGGAAGUGGAAGAUGGCGACACCAAUACCAAAUUUUGGAUCGAUAUCGUUAAUGAUUAUACGAACCUGAUUUUACUUAAUAAAAAGAUAAAUAAGUUGGAGGAAAAGGUUUUAGCGGGGGUACCACUGAAUAUUAGAUACUUGGUCUAUUUGAAAACUCUACUUGUUAGACAGAAACUCAACUCGAGAGAAACCUUCUCCAGUCUAUUAACCAAGUCGAGACAAUUGAGAGAUGAAUAUAUUGAAAGUUUGAAUGUGGAUUCCAGGGUUAAGGAGGUUUUAAUUGUUUUUAAUUACUACAUUAACGAGAUGACCAAUUCGAAAUUUGAAAUAGAGAGUGAGGAAAGCCUGGAGGUGAUGCAGUUUCCAAUUAGCCGAUUUAUCAUCAAUGUUUGUAUAUUAUUGGGCACAUUUCCUGAUGCUUCACAAGAGGAUGUGUUGUAUUUGCUUCUUAAAUUUAACAAGUUGUACACUUGUUUGAACAAGGAUGAGUUUUUCUAUAAAGUCAGUAGAUCAUUGGAAGAAGAUUUGCCUGAUAUUUUCAAGCACAUUAGUGUACAAGGGAUCAAUUUAAACUCUUUAUUUAGAGGUAUUUUGGUUCAGCUAUUUAGUAGUGAGUUGCUUGAUGAGGAGAUUUGUUUGCGAGUUCUUGAUUUUGUUGUUUUUGAAGGUUUUGAUUUUGUGCUUCGUUUGAUAUUGUAUAUGUUCCGCAGAAAUCUAGAAAAGAUAAAGGAGUUGGAUGGAGAUGCCUUGCUUGAAUUUUUGAGUUGUCCCGAAUUUGUAUCUGAGGUGCAAUUUGAUUUUAAGGAGGUCUUGGCGGAAGAGCCUCUGGUUAUUCAGUAUGAGAAUGAGUUUUACUUGAUCAAUGCCAAUUCUAUGAACAACAAUAGCAAUGAGUUGACAAAUUUGAAGGAAGUUAAUGAUGAGCUAGUGGUAAAAAUCAACGACUUGAGACGAAAAAUCGAUAGUCUACAAGCAACACAUUAUGAGAUUUCCGAUCAGAGUGAACAGUAUACCAAGGACUUGUCUGAAGCCGAGAUAGAGAAUCAAAAAUUGUUGAAGAGACAGGCUGAGCUACAAGAAAAGUACCAGAAUUUGACCAUGGCAGAGAACUUGAGCAAUACGAUUAAAGCAAACCAAGAGUUUUCCCAAAGGAAUUUUGAAUUGGAACAACAAAUUAAAAAUCUACAGAAAUCAAUAGAAGAGAAGAAUGCAAAGUUGGCUAAGAUUCAACCAAGCUGA